CGGGUUUCAACCCUUCCUGGCCGACCCAUUUCUUGAUUCAUGGAUGGACAGACACGAUGGCAAAACCACUAUGGAUUAACUUGAGGAAAGCGUUGGUAGACAGGGAUGAGCCAAGGAAUGUCAUCUGCGUGGACUGGAGCACUGGCGCGUCCAGCAAGUGGUAUCCUACCCCACGUGACAACACCCGUGUGGUAGGAAGGAUCAUUGGUAAGAUGAUCGAGCAGCUGGUCGACAAUAAGGGCGCCAGAUUUGAGGACAUGCAUAUCAUCGGCCACAGUCUGGGAGCUCACAUAGCUGGUUAUGCGGGAGAGGCACUCGGUGGCAGAGCCGGACGUGUCACAGGACUUGACCCUGCUGGCCCAUUGUUCGGUGGUACCGACGAUCAAUGUAAACUGGAUCGGUCAGACGCCAUUUUUGUAGAUGUCAUGCAUACUGAUGGAGACCUGGUUGCUUUUGGUGGUGCUGGAUUAAUGGAGGAGUGCGGCGACCAUGACUGGUACCCGCAUGGGGGUAAGGACCAACCCGGAUGUGGAAUGUUCGAUGCCGGAUGCGACCACAUGAUGGCUAUAGAGUACUUCACAGAAAGCGUCUUAAACAAGAAAUUUCCCGCGACCAAAUGGGCCAAAACCGUGAAAGACUUGUUCAAGAACCCGUCGGACUGCACAAAUGAAGGAGACUGCCCAGAGAUGGGUUUCCACGAUCGUGAUGACCCGAAAUACAGGGGAGGAGACUUCGAGAUGGACACGCCCCUCUAGAAUGAAUACAAGCAACUGCAAGGUUGAAUCCAUUAUUCGGAAUGGAACCCUGCAGGACCACAUACAGGGAUUCCUGUUAGUGACCUUCUAGAAAUUGUUCAAUUGUUGAGUAUCAAAUAGAUUAGGGUAUCUGGUUAUACCAUCUAAUUACCUUUUGUUUUGUCAUCUACCUUUGUGUGAUUAAUUUAGAGUGAAGAACGUUAGAUGAAUCUCAAAAGAUUCUUUGACAAUAGGCAAACAAUAACUAAGGACUUUUCUUUUCAGAAUUAAUUGAGGUUAACGAAUAAUCACUGUCAUUCCUUGAUUUUUUAUUGUAGACUGAUUUCGUCACUGGGUCCGUAAGACCGCUUUGGCUUUAAGAACCCCCCAACUCUCAACGCACAUCCUGAAUAGGAGCAAAGUGAAUUACUUUUACCAUUUUAAAUUGAAAUGUUUUGAAAUAAUUUACACGAUAAGUUGAAAUAAAUCCUUGAAUCGAAAGUUUAUGUGAAAUAAAAAAGACCUUUCAAUCCCACCUGUAUAGUUCA
Molecule: messenger RNA, 1282 nt
Organism: Strongylocentrotus purpuratus (purple sea urchin)
Lineage: Eukaryota; Metazoa; Echinodermata; Echinoidea; Camarodonta; Strongylocentrotidae
Product: lipase member H-like
Exons: 4
Coding region: 57-755 (232 amino acids)
Molecular function (GO): lipase activity
Source: RefSeq, a predicted model, not a curated record